UGGCAAGAAUGGGUCUGCUUGAGUUGCUACUUUGCUGUAGCCUGCUCUCCGUUGUCAUUGCAAAUGAAGACCCUGUCCUGGGUGGGUUUUUAACUUUCACACCCAAGGGAAAGAAUUCAGAUGGAACAAUCAGGAUGGACUCCCGUUUCAAAGCGUCAGAAAUCUACACUGGAUCAUGCUCGCCAACGUCUUCGUGGAAAUGCCAUCAAGGAGACUGUGGUACCAUAACCAUUUCUGAAUAUGGAGAAACUGAUCCUGACCACUCUGGAGACAACUGUGAGGUAGAGGGCUUUGUUACGAGAAGCCUACGAAGUGAUAAACCUUUUCACUUACUGGAUCAAGGUUGUUGUUGGAUCUACAAUACAGAAGAUCUUGGCUCGUGGAGCAUGAUAGCUCAUAUUGAUCUGGGAAGAAGAUCAGAUACUGGAAACCCCAACAGAUCCCCAAUAACGACAAUGCCUCCACAAAUCAGGGUUCCCCAAAACUCUCCUACAACUUACAAUUUUUUGGACUAUGACCCCGAUGGUGAUAAUGUAAGAUGUCGAUAUGGAAUUAAAAACAAUUUGGAGUGUAGCACCUGCAAAACAGUUCCAGGCUUUACCCUAGAUGAGAAUGCCUGCAGUUUAUCAUUUUCUGGCUCAUCAUCACCUGGAGUACAUGUGUUUGAACUUGUACUGGAAGAUUUUCCAAGGCAAAACACCACAUUAAAAUACAAUGAUGGGACCUCCACUGUCAAAUACCCAGUGUCACUAAAUGCAUCUGAUCCACUGAGCAAAAUACCUCUUCAAUUUCUAGUUAUAGUUGGUAGUGCUGUGCCAUCCAAUGUUUUGGGGGAAUACAUACCAAAAUAUACAACUUCAACUCUUACCCAUGGCACCUUCAUAAGCACAUCACUUGGUAAAGAAUUUUCAUUUCCUGUCUCCGCAGUAUCAACGAAAUCACAGAUAAAAGACAUCGAGAUCAGUGGGCCCCUAAACAUAGAAAAAACAUUUGAGUACAAUAAUGUCACUGGAGUUGGCAAGGCAAUGAUUAAGUGGACCCCAACUGCGAAUGACGUAGGAGAAGAUAUUCCCAUAUGUUUUAUUGCAGAAACUACAGCUGAGUAUCAGUCAGAACUAAGAUGCAUAAUAGUAGUCGUUGAAGAAAGCCAAAACGAAUCGAGCAUUGUCAUUGCAAACGAAGCCCCUGCCCUAGGUGGGUUUCUAAGUUUCACGCCCAAGGGAAAGAAUUCAGAUGGAACAAUCAGGAUGGACUCCCGUUUCAAACUGUCAGAAAUCUACACUGGAUCAUGCUCGCCAGCAUCUUCGUGGAAAUGCCAUCAAGGAGACUGUGGUACCAUAACCACUUCUGAAUAUGGAGAAACUGAUCCUGGCCAAUCUGGAGACAACUGUCAGUUACAGGGUUUUGUUACAAGAAGCCUACAAAAUGAUAAACCUUUUGACUUGAUGGAUCAAGGUUGUUGUUGGAUCUACAAUACAGAAGAUCUUGGCUCGUGGAGCAUGAUAGCUCAUAUUGAUCUGGGAAGAAGAUCAGAUACUGGAAACCCCAACAGAUCCCCAAUAACGACAAUGCCUCCACAAAUCAGGGUCCCCCAAAACUCUCCGACAACUUACAAUUUAUUGGACUAUGACCCAGACGGUGAUAAUGUAAGAUGUCGAUAUGGAAUUAAAAACAAUUUGGAGUGUAGCACCUGCAAAACAGUUCCAGGCUUUACCCUAGAUGAGAAUGCCUGCAGUUUAUCAUUUUCUGGCUCAUCAUCACCUGGAGUACAUGUGUUUGAACUUGUACUGGAAGAUUUUCCAAGGCAAAACACCACAUUAAAAUACAAUGAUGGGACCUCCACUGUCAAAUACCCAGUGUCACUAAAUGCAUCUGAUCCACUGAGCAAAAUACCUCUUCAAUUUCUAGUUAUAGUUGGUAGUGCUGUGCCGUCCAAUGUUUUGGGGGAAUACAUACCAAAAUAUAUAACUCCAACUGUUCACCAUGGCACCUUCAUAAGGACAUCACUUGGCAAAAAAUUUUCGUUUCCUGUCUCCGCAGUAUCAACGAAAUCACAGAUAAAAGACAUCGAGAUCAGUGGGCCCCUAAACAUAGAAAAAACAUUUGAGUACAAUAAUGUCACUGGAGUUGGCAAGGCAAUGAUUAAGUGGACCCCAACUGCGAAUGACGUAGGAGAAGAUAUUCCCAUAUGUUUUAUUGCAGAAACUACAGCUGAGUAUCAGUCAGAACUAAGAUGCAUAAUAGUAGUCGUUGAAGAAAGCCAAAACGAAUCGAGCAUUGUCAUUGCAAACGAAGCCCCUGCCCUAGGUGGGUUUCUAAGUUUCACGCCCAAGGGAAAGAAUUCAGAUGGAACAAUCAGGAUGGACUCCCGUUUCAAACUGUCAGAAAUCUACACUGGAUCAUGCUCGCCAGCAUCUUCGUGGAAAUGCCAUCAAGGAGACUGUGGUACCAUAACCACUUCUGAAUAUGGAGAAACUGAUCCUGGCCAAUCUGGAGACAACUGUCAGUUACAGGGUUUUGUUACAAGAAGCCUACAAAAUGAUAAACCUUUUGACUUGAUGGAUCAAGGUUGUUGUUGGAUCUACAAUACAGAAGAUCUUGGCUCGUGGAGCAUGAUAGCUCAUAUUGAUCUGGGAAGAAGAUCAGAUACUGGAAACCCCAACAGAUCCCCAAUAACGACAAUGCCUCCACAAAUCAGGGUCCCCCAAAACUCUCCGACAACUUACAAUUUUUUGGACUAUGACCCCGAUGGUGAUAAUGUAAGAUGUCGAUAUGGAAUUAAAAACAAUUUGGAGUGUAGCACCUGCAAAACAGUUCCAGGCUUUACCCUAGAUGAGAAUGCCUGCAGUUUAUCAUUUUCUGGCUCAUCAUCACCUGGAGUCCAUGUGUUUGAACUUGUACUGGAAGAUUUUCCAAGGCAAAACACCACAUUAAAAUACAAUGAUGGGACCUCCACUGUCAAAUACCCAGUGUCACUAAAUGCAUCUGAUCCACUGAGCAAAAUACCUCUUCAAUUUCUAGUUAUCGUUGGUAGUGCUGUGCCGUCCAAUGUUUUGGGGGAAUACAUACCAAAAUAUAUAACUCCAACUGUUCACCAUGGCACCUUCAUAAGGACAUCACUUGGCAAAAAAUUUUCGUUUCCUGUCUCCGCAGUAUCAACGAAAUCACAGAUAAAUGACAUCGAGAUCAGUGGGCCCCUAAACAUAGAAAAAACAUUUGAGUACAAUAAUGUCACUGGAGUUGGCAAGGCAAUGAUUAAGUGGACCCCAACUGCGAAUGACGUAGGAGAAGAUAUUCCCAUAUGUUUUAUUGCAGAAACUACAGCUGAGUAUCAGUCAGAACUAAGAUGCAUAAUAGUAGUCGUUGAAGAAAGCCAAAACGAAUCGAGCAUUGUCAUUGCAAACGAAGCCCCUGCCCUAGGUGGGUUUCUAAGUUUCACGCCCAAGGGAAAGAAUUCAGAUGGAACAAUCAGGAUGGACUCCCGUUUCAAACUGUCAGAAAUCUACACUGGAUCAUGCUCGCCAGCAUCUUCGUGGAAAUGCCAUCAAGGAGACUGUGGUACCAUAACCACUUCUGAAUAUGGAGAAACUGAUCCUGGCCAAUCUGGAGACAACUGUCAGUUACAGGGUUUUGUUACAAGAAGCCUACAAAAUGAUAAACCUUUUGACUUGAUGGAUCAAGGUUGUUGUUGGAUCUACAAUACAGAAGAUCUUGGCUCGUGGAGCAUGAUAGCUCAUAUUGAUCUGGGAAGAAGAUCAGAUACUGGAAACCCCAACAGAUCCCCAAUAACGACAAUGCCUCCACAAAUCAGGGUCCCCCAAAACUCUCCGACAACUUACAAUUUAUUGGACUAUGACCCAGACGGUGAUAAUGUAAGAUGUCGAUAUGGAAUUAAAAACAAUUUGGAGUGUAGCACCUGCAAAACAGUUCCAGGCUUUACCCUAGAUGAGAAUGCCUGCAGUUUAUCAUUUUCUGGCUCAUCAUCACCUGGAGUCCAUGUGUUUGAACUUGUACUGGAAGAUUUUCCAAGGCAAAACACCACAUUAAAAUACAAUGAUGGGACCUCCACUGUCAAAUACCCAGUGUCACUAAAUGCAUCUGAUCCACUGAGCAAAAUACCUCUUCAAUUUCUAGUUAUCGUUGGUAGUGCUGUGCCAUCCAAUGUUUUGGGGGAAUACAUACCAAAAUACAUAACUCCAACUGUUCACCAUGGCACCUUCAUAAGGACAUCACUUGGUAAAGAAUUUUCGUUUCCUGUCUCCGCAGUAUCAACGAAAUCACAGAUAAAUGACAUCGAGAUCAGUGGGCCCCUAAACAUUGAGAAAACUUUUGAGUACAAUAAUGUCACUGGAGUUGGCAAGGCAAUGAUUAAGUGGACCCCAACUGCGAAUGACGUAGGAGAAGAUAUUCCCAUAUGUUUUAUUGCAGAAACUACAACUGAGUAUCAGUCAGAUCUAAGAUGCAUAAUAGUAGUCGUUGAAGAAAGCCAAAACGAAUCAGACGUUGAAUGCACUGACACAACAAUGACUCUGUAUGUUUCCAAGUCUUCAGUAAAUGGAUUUAAUGAAACAAAUUUGCGUCUAAAUGACCCUUCAUGUUUGGUGACAACUAAUGGCUCCCACAUUAUUGCAAGUGUGUCUCUGAACUCCUGUGGAACGCAGGUUGAGGAAACUGUGGAUGAAGUCAUUUUCAGAAAUGAAAUUACGUCAUUUGAUAAUCCUUACGAUGUCAUAACCAGAGAGCAUCGGAUAGAGAUACCAUUCACUUGCAAAUUCUCCAGAAAGAGUCGACUGUCAGCCUCCUUCGAAGCACACAAGAGUGCCUCUUUCUCCACCGGUGUCGGUUUUGGCAACUUCACCUAUUUGUUUGAGUUCUAUGACAGCAGUGCUUUCAGAACAGUGAUAGACCCCAAAACUUACCCCAUAAAGUUGAAGCUAAAGGACAUGAUAUACAUGGGCAUCAAAGUGCGAUCAUCUCUGUCCAACAUUCGCCUGUUUGUAGAGUCCUGCAGAGCCACUCCCCAUGAUAAUCCCAAUGAUCCCAUCUAUUACGACAUCAUUACCAAUGGGUGCACUAAAGAUAAAACAACAAAGGUCUAUUCAGGCAGUCCAAAAGAAUUCAGAUUUGGACUGCAGGCCUUCAGUUUCAUUGGCAACUAUGAACAGGUAUACAUCAGCUGCACAGUUCUCCUGUGUGGAGCUGGAGAUAACAAAACUAGGUGUGCCCAGGGCUGCACCGACAACUACAACCGACGCAAGAGAUCCAUGGUUUCAGACACCCAGAGACACUUCAUAUCCCAAGGGCCUUUACGUCUUGUUGAGAACUCUUCAGGCAGCCCAGGUUCCAGUCUGAAUCGGGUCAUUGUUGUCGCUUUAAUUGUGGCCAUUGCUCUGGUUGCUUGAGCUGUGAUCUACAAAUCAAAAAUGUCCAGGGAUUACAAAUAAUAUA
This is a messenger RNA of Polyodon spathula (Mississippi paddlefish), 5448 nucleotides long. RefSeq lists its product as uncharacterized. NCBI's taxonomy places the organism in Eukaryota, Metazoa, Chordata, Actinopteri, Acipenseriformes, Polyodontidae. The record is from RefSeq and is a predicted model, not a curated record. The coding region runs from base 9 to 5402 and encodes 1797 amino acids. The transcript is spliced from 37 exons.